UGAGUGGGCAUGUAGGGUAGAUGGUGAAGCUGCCAACUGUCACCACAUUGUGAUGUAAGUAAAACGAAAGGUCUUUAAUUUGGCAUUCUGUAAUUUGGCACCAAUCGAAACACUUGUUUUCAGAUUUUUCAGUUGGAUUCUGGCUGUUCACAUUCACAUAUAAUGUCAAUUUGAAUUGCUGUGCUUUGGCAUUUUUUGGUGGCUCAGAGUUUAUCAUUAUAAUCUUGUUUUGUUGCAUUUUCUAUUUUGUGGUGGGUUACAUCUUCGUAAUGAUUUUUUGAAGAAGAGACAUGCAAUAUGGUAACGGAGACUUUUUUUAAACAGUAAUGCUCAUCUGUAUUUAUCUUUAGAGCAGCUUAUUACAACAUGUUGCUUGAAACUGUAUAAUAAUUGUUUGGUAUUCCCAUGAAAAAUACCUACAGUCAAACCUCUCUGAAACGACCCCUCACUGUUCCCAGGAAUAGGGUCGUAAUAGAUGUUUUCCGAAAUUCCAAACCACUACUCGCUAAGAAACCAGCCGUACAAUGGCAGGAUGCUGUCACUCACAAUGCUAUACGGCUUUGCUUUAAACCCACUUCAACCUUCAUGACAAGUCCAUCGCCCUACAGGCCACCUCUAAAGAAAAUAUGGCAAAAGACAGUUUAUUUUUACUGGUUAGUUUACAUGUACGUUUUCUGCUUGCCGUAGUUAAAUACACUAGAACUCCAAUGUCACGAACCCCGGAUUUAACGAAGCCGUGAUUUUACGAAUACAUUCUCGGGAACCGUCAAAAAAUUGGACAUUUUGACCAAAAUGUGAAAAUCAGAAAAAAAUUUUAAAAAAAUGAAAUGAAAGAUCAUUAAAAUGUAUUAAUUUUAACACACAGCGUAUUUUUGUGUCGGCUUUAAUACUUCCAAUAAUAUUCCUGUAAGCAUAACAAAAAUAUAAUGGGGCAUUUCCUUUCAAAAUAUGGCAGCGAUAGGUUCUGCAACGCGAGUGGGCGCACACUAAGCUCGCCCGGCUGGCUGGCGGCAGCGGCUUCAUGACGCAUAAGCUCACCCCUCCCUCCCCUCGGUAACAGACACACAAACCAUCUAGUGUCCUCCCUUAUAACACCCCAACUUCACUCCCCUUUAAAAAACCUUCAGUGAGAAAAUGCUCCUUUCACCCUCCCUUCUCCCGUAAAAUUUGGCUAUUAUGAAUGGGGUACUAAAGCGAUGAGAGAGGGGUAAGAUCAUUGUAAAUAUUUUCGGACCUCUCCCUCCUCACAAAAACAAGCCCAAAAAAAGUGUGUCAAAAUAUGUCACUUUUCACACCAAGUUCGAGUUCAGUCAUCUCUGGCAAGGAAUUCACAAGCUUUCAAACUUAAAUAUAAAUGUAUUUUAAUAGCAAGGGUCCUAUGAAAAGGAAUAUACCGAAUUAAAUCAAGCUGCUGACCAAACAAAGAAUAAAACGGCCCAAUGCGUAGUCGCUUCGUUAUUGCUUGCGCGAGAGGCGAGACGUGGAAUGUUAGAAGAAAGAUACAAGCUGGGGAGACAGACGGCAGCCAGUGUGUUUCCUGCGUGGGGAAUAAGUGGCGUAGCCUUUUUUUUAUGCUGGGUGAAGCGACCUUUUUCUAUCAACCCACGGGAAAAGAUAAUUGCUUGAGCUGUCAAAAUAAACAUCGCUGCGGCAGUUAAAACAAGUCGAGGCGGGCAUGCAUCCAGUCGGUCGCUGUGUAUAUCUACUCGAAGAACAUAACAUCUCAAACCUUAACAAGAUUCCUUAUAACCUACACGUAUUGCCGGAUGUUUUCAGCCUGAUCCACGCAAGGUCUUUAGCCACGUUUUGAAUGAAAACAACUGGCGGGCCAGUGUUGUGCCCUGUUUUGCGAACACAUAAAGUUUUUAUCAAUUUGCUGACAGUUUUAAUAUAUUUUUACUCUCGUUAAAAUUAAGCAGAUAACGUGAUUGUUAACAAGUACAAGCAGCAUCCGAGAUCGGCCAAAGCGCACGGUACGGGGAGAGUGAGCAAGGGCGAGCAAGCAGCCGACUACCAUGUUCACACGCUGCGGCCGGAGGGUUUUUCCUGCAAUGUAUUAAUAGUAAUUAAUAUUUAAUGGUAGGGAUGGGAAAGUCGAUCCGUCGAUUCUUCGAUACCCCGAUUUUUUGAUACAUAAUCGAUAAUCGAGGAUCGGCGAAAAUCACCGAUUAUUAAAAUUCUGCAGGAUGUAGACGUAAAGUGCUGCCUAGCAGCGGUUCAUCGCUGUCGUUGCAGUAAUUUUAGUCAGUUUUACAACUAAAUAAAUAACCAUAAACGAUAUAAUAAAUAAUAAAUGAAAUAUAACAUAGCUUACCACAGCUCAGUUGCCACAAUCCCGUAAGCGGGAACGGAGGUUGGCGAUUUCGUACUGUGCAUUUAGGGUUAUUUAUUUAUUAACGCAGUGUUAUCGUAUAAAGAAAUUGUAGCCCAACUUUUACUUGCUGAAUACACCCACAUUGGUAGCCAUGUGCACAAAAUUUCAAGAUUCUACUGAGAAGUGUGCCACGUUUUCUACGUUUCUAGUAUAUUUAUUCACUUGCGUUGUUGCAUAUUUAUUUUCGUCAAUGAUUUUUUUUGUUAACCAGCAUUUGUCUAUACAUGAACUUUCACAGGUUUGCCAACUUCCGGUACAGAUCUUAUUCUCAAUUACUUAACGAUAAAAUGCAAGAAUAAUGUGGCCAUAGCCCGUAACAUUUUACGAGUUACGUAUUUUCCGUAAUUUAUUUAAUAACAGUAAACAUUAAAUCACCAGUUAAUUACGCAACUUAAACAUAAAAUUUCAAUGGACGUUUUUGAAACACGUUUUCAUUCCAGUAAGUUACCAGUACGGCAACUGUAGAAAUUUUCUUACAUGCUUUUGUUUCCAGUGAUGCUUCUUUGUUUGAAUGUUGGGUAAUGUUAGCGCAAUACGAAUAGUAAAAUAACAUUUUUAUUUACGUGAUGUCUAGUGAAGUGUGGAAAUACUUUGUCAUCGACCGACAAAAUUCUGGCUACGCAAUAUGUCAAAUCUGUAAAUGUACAAUCUCACGUGGCGGUAAAUCUAAAACUACAACAAACAUGAAAAAACAUCUCGAAAACAAGCAUGGGAGUUACGUUCAUGAGACGAAGAAACAAAGGCUACAUUCAUCGGAAUUGAGCGAGAUUGAAGAAAAUGAAAUAGAUGAUAGUUCAGCACAAAAUUGUUCUUCAGAGACAACCUUGCCAUUGUCAUCAAAUUCAGAUGUUAGGCCUACUGCUACUGAUUCAUCGAGAGGCAGCGGUUCAGUGUCCCCGAGGCAUGCUGAGAAAGUUGGCCAAACGAAUAUUUCAUCAAGAACACCAAACCAGUAUAGGCUAACUCCUAAAAGUCAAUACCAGCCUACAUUACAAUCAUUUAUUGAUAAAACUGCACAAUUCAAGUCCACUGAUCCUCGUGCAAAAUCAAUAACUCAGCACAUAGGUAGAAUGAUGUGCUUAGACAAUCGUCCUUUUAGCAUGGUUGAAGACAGAGGAUUCACAGAAUUUGUCAAAUUCCUUGAGCCUAGGUAUGUUUUGCCCAGCAGAAAACAUUUUUCAAAUACUGUUGUACCACACAUGUACCAAGAAUGUAGGGAAAAUGUGAACAAAAAGUUGGACGAAGCUGAACAUGUGAGUCUUACAACAGAUAUGUGGACUUCAACAGCCAAUGACGAUUAUCUUGGUCUAACUGUGCAUUUUGUUGAUUCCAAUUUUGUCUUGCAACACCUCAACAUUGGGGUUAUUCCCUUUCCUGAAUUAUCUCACACAGGGAACAAUUUGUGCAAUUUUAUCACAGAAACACUUGAAGAAUGGAAGCUGCAAUCUAAAGUUGUUGCCAUUGUAAGAGACAAUGCCAGGAACAUAACUGCUGGCCUAGAAUCAUCCGAAUAUGAACAUCUGCCAUGCCUAGCACAUACCCUGCAGCUUGUUGUAAAGGAAGGGCUACUGAACAACAAGAAUGUAAAUAAUCUGAUUGCCAACGGUCGUCGCAUAGUUGGCCAUUUCAAACAUUCUUGUAAGGCGACAAAAGAGUUAAAGAAGGCUCAAGCCACGCUGAAAAUGAAAAAACAUAAACUUAUCCAGGAUGAACCAACGCGUUGGAAUUCAUCUCUCCAUAUGCUACAGCGCUUACUUGAGCAAAAACAGUCUGUUUCUUUAGCAUCAGCAACUCUGCAGUUACCUGUGACUUUUUCAUCAGCAGAAUGGAACCUGAUGACAAAUGUAGUAAACCUUUUAAGUAUUUUCAACCAUGCAACAUUGGCUGUAAGUACUCAGUGUGUGACAGCCUCAGAAGUCAUACCUAUAAUCAACAGUUCUACUGAAGAGCUAAGGAAACCAGCACCUACUGGAUCAGGUGUACAGGGCAUCAAAAAUGAUAUGCUUGCUGCCAUAACUUUGAAGUAUUCUGAUGUUGAAGAGAAUAUGUUGUACGCAGUUGCAACAUUACUGGACCCACGAUUUAAACACCAUGUUUUUGUGCAGGACGGUAAUGUCACAAAAGCGAAAGUUUUUUUGAUUGAAGAAGCAAGAAAAACUAUCUGUUUGAAACAACCUGAAACUGAGUCUGUGCCGCAAACAUCCAGCCAAGCAAUGGAAAGCCAUGGUAUGUGGACAUUUUACUCAAACAUAAUGAAGACUGCCCCAAGUGUAAGCCACAUCGCAUCAGUUGAAGAUGAGAUUAAUGUUUACUUGGAAGAACCUAUUCAAAAUUCAAGUACCAACGUUUUCCAGUAUUGGAAAGAAAAUACCAAGUACCCAUGUUUAAAAAAACUGUCAAAGAAAUUUCUUUGCAUUCCACCUUCAACUGUACAUUCCGAGCGAUUAUUCAGCACUGCAGGACUGAUUGUUGAUCAGAAACGGAACCGUUUAGAUCCUGAACGAGUCAAAAUGUUGGUUUUUUUAAAUAAGAAUUUGUGAUCUAAUAAGAAUUUAGGAUCUAAUAAGACUUUGUGAUCUAAUAAGAUGCUUUGCCAGUUUUCAUUUAUUAUUUUAAGAACUUUCAAUUUUAUUUUGUCAAAAGUGUUGUUUUUAUGAUAUUUCACUAUGUUGUCAUUUAUUUCAAAGGUAUAAAGAUUGAAUUUGGUAGUUUCUGGUUUUUUACAAUAUUUUUAAUAAUCACAACUUUUUGUGGCUAUUUAAAGUUUGAUUGAUAAAUGUUAAUGAUUGUACAUUUAGUAAUUAAUAUACUAUUUAUUAAAUUGUAUUCCAAUGAAAUUGUUAGUAUUUUGAUGACUUUACGACAAUUCACUUUUUAUUAGUACUACUGACCUAUUACUAAAUUACGUAUUCUCUUUUCAAAAUUACAUAUUCAACUGGAUUAAACAUAAUCCACAUAAAAAAUAAUGCUUGCCCUACACAUUACACAUUACAGAAUAGUAAUUUCAAUUUCUUUAUUUCAAGUAAUGUAAAGUUUUGUUUUAUGUGUUAAAUUUAAUAGUAUUUAUUUAUUAUUUUGAAAAAUGCUUUUUUAGUGUAUUCAAUAAGUAUGUUUACUGAUUCCAUUGUAACUUAUACUUCAAUCCCGAAAAUGAGAAUCUAUAACUUAACCUAAUUGAUUGGAAUCGAUAAUCGAUAAGAAUCGAUGAUCGCAACAAGACUCGAUAAUCGGUAUCGAAUCGAAAAUUUUGAAAAUUUCCCAUCCCUAUUUAAUGGUAUUUUAUUUAUUAAGUCAUAACACACAAAAUCGGAAGACAAAAAAACCUGCAUAAGUCAUCAACAAUAGUUCACAAAUUCAAGCCAGAAAAUAUACCAAAUCGGACUUCAAAAACUAAGCAAACAUUGUCAACCGAUAGUAAUCAAAAUCAAGGCAAAUCCAGCAGGUAGCUUUGCCUUAACUGCGUACCACACUAGACACUCGCAAAAAGCUAAACGUAAACACGUUGCCACAAAAACCUUUAUCUGCACCCUGCCAGCAAAGGGACGUGGAAUGGGGGUUGUUAAGCGCUGACAGCAGUCGACAGGAAGCACUCGGCAAGAGAAACGCAGUAACACGCUACUCACCACAAGAAACUUAUUUUCUGUCCGAUUUUCUUCGGAUUUUCUGCAAUUUUUUCGCGGUUCCUCGAAAUCAGGUUGUAAUAGAGGGGUGGUCGCAAUAAAUGGGGUCGCAACAAAAAGGUUUUACUGUACUCGAUCUCCUGUGGACGGCUCUAAGCUAGGGUGCGACGUGGU
Messenger RNA from Bacillus rossius redtenbacheri, 6168 nucleotides. Its product is annotated as zinc finger BED domain-containing protein 4-like. Bases 2941 to 4914 code for a protein of 657 amino acids. The record is from RefSeq and is a predicted model, not a curated record. Lineage: Eukaryota; Metazoa; Arthropoda; Insecta; Phasmatodea; Bacillidae. Gene Ontology annotation, molecular function: DNA binding; protein dimerization activity. The transcript is spliced from 2 exons.